AUUCCUCCAAUGCACAAAUUAUGACUAAUAUGUGGUUAGCAACUUAUCUAAAUGAAUGAUCAAUUAAUUAACUACCUUUUAAAGACAUAAUAAUUGAUUUUCAAAUACCGUACCGUACCAAAAAAACAAUGUCUGUCUUGUUAUUCUAUAAACUUAACUCUUUAUCUUAUAUAUAUCUUCCCUUCGAAUCUAGUUUUUAAUACAUACAAAUAACUUCUCAGUAAUUUUAUUUAUUAAUUAGCUCAUUUAUGCAUAUUAUAACAAUACAUAAUGGUUUGCAAAAAACGUAAUUAUCUAAAAUGAGACAUAACCUAAGUGUUAUCUAUUAAAAACCUUAAAAAUAUAUAUUCAAAACCUUCUAUGAGGACUUUAUAGUGUUGCUUCUUCGGUAUUAUCAACAUCUGCAAGUAAAAAGCUAAACCGACCGCAACUGAAUAAAGAAGAAUAAUCAAUUAAUUAUGGCGUUGUGUGAGAGUCAGCUGGACUCUGCAUUGCCUCAGCUGAAGAGGGAAGAAUCGCCGAACAGUGAAGGCAGUCAGAAACCGACCCCUGAUAAGAAGCCCAAAAUGGAUCAUAAUGGAGAAUUAUAUGGGUUAAAUCAAGUGCCUAGCGGGUUGCCACUGACCGUCGACUACCGAUCGCCAGUCUCUCACUUCGUUCCGCCAGAGCUGUACGCGCCGAGAGCCAAACAAGAACCUAUAAGUAGCGCGAGUUCCUACACUCCUGAAUCGAGUGAGCCUCCCACGCCUGUCAAAAGAAAGCGUGGUCGUCCAAGAGUUGACAAGACCAGCCCUGAAUAUCUGGCCAAUCUCGCAGCUCGAAAACAAGCCAAAGAAAUGGCGGCAAUGAUGAAUAGUCGGACCCCGGAAAGUGGGGAGAAACGUAAGCGUGGACGUCCACGUGUGGACAAAACGAGCCCAGAAUACCUAGCUAGAAAAAGAGCUAGGGAGUUAGAAGCUUUGGAGAGAAAAGCCAAACGGGAGUAUAAACGCCGAGCUACAGGAGCUAAAGUUUCGAAAACAUCACUACCGCUUGCAUCGCGCAUCAAAAAACGUUCGGUACCGGCGAAUAAAAAAAAGAAUAAUGUUGCCAUGAGAAAAAUCCCAGCGAAAACUGGCAACACUGUACGCAAGGUCGGGGAUAAAAAGGUUCUAGUGAGACGUUCGAAUAAAUUUUUAAAGAGGAAAGAUUCAGCGGCUUCGUCAUCUGCUGGAGAGACGACGCCUCGUACGAAACGAAAAUACACGAAGAGGAAUCCGAGUGCUAAGAAAGAUGCUAAUCCGUCGACGGAACGUGUGAAAGGCAAGCGUGGGAGACCACGGAAGGUGGACCAGCUCGCUGCAAACAAUAAAGUGCAACAGCAACCUAAGAUACGUGUAAGAAAUAACCUGAUGCCUGAAGUGUCUGAACCGAUUACACUGGACAGCGACGAUGAACCGGAUCUUGGGUCUCCCAGCCAGGCGUCCGACUCGCUCAGUCUCGACGAGAACCUCCGGGCGCUCAGACAUAUUCACGAGAAAUACGCCAACAUUGAUAAGGAUGAUCUGUACGACACUCACCUGUUGGCCGUGAACUUCAAGAAACCCCUCGACUCACAGCGCAGGGAUGACGAUGAAGUACUCUCCGUCAGGAGCUCGGAAGGAUGUGCGUCAGUCAAAGAGAUGGAGACUCGAGUGGAGAAGCUGGAGGACAGUUCCAACUCGGACUCGGACAGCAGUAGUUCCGGAUCCGAACGUCGUGCGGUUCCCUCCCAAAGCACCUCUGGAGCCCGUCAUGUACGGAGCAGCAGUUCAAGUUCAGGCUCAUCGAGUUCGUCUAGUUCAGACUCGUCCAGUUCGUCUGACAGUUCUGACAGUGAGUCCGAGUCCGGCGACGAGAAACCUAAGACUGAACCUAAACCCGUCGCUGAUCAUCCGGUCCAUGACGAUGAUAGAUCAUUUGGUGAAUGGUCCAACAGCGGCGCGAUGUCGGAGACCGGAUCCGACUCUGAUCCGGAACGGUCAGCGGAUCCGGCGGCACCGACCUCGCACGACGAGAUCAGCGAAUCCGAGAAUGAAUCCGCUGACAAAAGCUUCCAAUGUCAUAUCUGCUCCAAAUGGUAUUCUACGAGGGUGACACUCAAAAUACAUCGCCGCGUCCAUCAAAACCGCGGCGGUGGUAACUCGCGGUCGCGCGCACGUUCUUCAGAGCGAUACGAAUGCGAUUGUUGCAGUGAAACAUUUAACCGUCGUGAGAAACUAUGGGAACACAAAGCCGAGGCCCAUCGCGGCGCCAUGACAGUCCGAUGUGAAGUUUGUCGGAAGUGCUUCGAGGACGAUGCGGAACUGGCCGCACAUGAUCGGACCCAUACUGCAGACGAGAGAGCUGGUGAGUUCACAUUCAUUUACUACUUCUGCUCGGCUCCUAUUUAUCGUAGCGUGAUGUUUUAUAGCCUGUAGCUUUCCUCGAUAAAGAGACUAUCCAAUGCAGAAAGAUUUAUCUAAUUUGGUUAAAUCGUUCGGGAGUUAUGCGCUUAUAAUAG
Messenger RNA from Spodoptera litura, 2521 nucleotides. RefSeq lists its product as uncharacterized. Lineage: Eukaryota; Metazoa; Arthropoda; Insecta; Lepidoptera; Noctuidae. Gene Ontology annotation, molecular function: DNA binding. Gene Ontology annotation, cellular component: nucleus. The record is from RefSeq and is a predicted model, not a curated record. Gene Ontology annotation, biological process: regulation of gene expression.